AUGGCGCCCCCUUCCCUCUCCUCCUCCCACCUCCUCAUCACCGUGUCCCUCCCCAAGCCCCCGCGCCCGCGCCGCUGGAUGCGGCGGCCCCACAGCUGCAGCUGCAGGCUGCAGGCCGAGGCGCCGACGCCCGCGGUCAACCCCUUCGCCGACAUCCCCGACGGCGGCCAGUGGCGCUACAGCGAGUUCCUAGCGGCCGUCAAAAGGGCAAGGCCGAGCGCGUGCGCUUUUUAA
This is a messenger RNA of Triticum turgidum subsp. durum (durum wheat), 234 nucleotides long. The record is from the annotation of a GenBank genome assembly. NCBI's taxonomy places the organism in Eukaryota, Viridiplantae, Streptophyta, Magnoliopsida, Poales, Poaceae.